AUGAAUAAUGUUUUUAGCUUUUCUAUUCUUGGUAAAUUAAAUAUAAGGACUCAACUCAAUUCGGCUUAUCGCAAUGAUCUAAUUAAACAUAAUAAUCAAGUGGAUAAGAAUCGAUAUGUAUUGAAUAAAAUUAUUAAUUGUAUAAGGUUUUGUGGAGCAUUUGAGUUAGCCUUAAGGGGUCACGAUGAAAAGGAAAAUUCGGAAAACAGUGGCAUAUUUAAGGAGCUGGUGAAUUUUAGCGCCGAAUUAGACAACGAAUUGAAAGUCCAUAUUCAAAGUGCCAAACUUUUCAAGGGUACCUCAAAAACAACUCAAAAUGAGCUUCUUGAGUGCAUGCUAGAUGUUUAUCAUGAAGAAGUUAAGAAGGAGAUUCCAAAUUCUCCUUUUGUUGCAGUAAUUGCCGAUGAAACGACUGACGUAGCCUGUGAAUUUCAAUAUUUGUGUAAAGGACAACCAGUUGAGAGAUUUUGGAGAUUUUACGUCCCCGACGGACACGAUGCCAAAUCAAUCGCUGCAUGCGUUUUAAAUGUUGUAAAUCCAUUACUAGAUCAAAAUCCAAAAAAAUUAAUAGCUCAAAGCUAUGAUGGUGCGUCUGUUAUGAGUGGUGAAUUGAAUGGCGUUCAAAAAAUUAUUAAGGAAACUUAUCCACUUGCAAAAUUGCCAAGAUCUUCCCAAACACGUUGGAAUUUUCAGUCACGAGGUGUUCAUACAGUUUAUGAAAAUAGGAAAGACCUGAUUGAAGUUAUGGACAAUAUAGAAAGUACUUCACGCGAUUGUUCGUCGAUUAAUCAAGCCAGUGGGUACAAAUUAAAGCUGCAAGAUACAAAUUUUGUAUUUUGGCUAAGUAUAUUCCAUAAAAUAAUGCCACAUGUUGAAAUUGUCUUUAACCAAUUACAAAAAGUAUGCACCGAUUCUGUUAAGGUCAAAAAUGAUUUAGAGAAUUUUGAAGCAGCAAUUCAAACUAUACGAGAACAAAUGGAUAGCAUUAUUGACGAGAUUGAACGAGUGCAGAGAGAAACUGAUGAACCGCCAAGAAAAAAAGGCAAGUUGAAGAAGGCAGCAAAAAACGGGAAGCGUUAG
Molecule: messenger RNA, 1080 nt
Organism: Acanthoscelides obtectus
Lineage: Eukaryota; Metazoa; Arthropoda; Insecta; Coleoptera; Chrysomelidae
Source: the annotation of a GenBank genome assembly